Rubroshorea leprosula is the source of this 834-nucleotide messenger RNA. The record is from the annotation of a GenBank genome assembly. NCBI's taxonomy places the organism in Eukaryota, Viridiplantae, Streptophyta, Magnoliopsida, Malvales, Dipterocarpaceae.
CUCUUCUUCUUUUUCCUCCCCUGCACCGAACAAAACCCAACCACCACCGACAGCCCUCCCUUGAAGAAAAACUGAGAAAAUCCCGGAUCUGCUCUGUUCCUUCCUUCCUUCCGUCGAGCUACUCUUGUUGUGUGGGUGUGAUUUUUGGUUUUUUUGAUUUUCCCCUACACUGCCGCCGGCUUCCCCUAGCUUGCAGCUCCGGUUUUUGCUACUAAAUUCUGGAAAUGAAGUCAAGGACGGGGAAAAACGAGGGGAGUGACGCGUUAAAAGGCUAGCCAUUCUGUAAAUUUGAUAUAGAUUUUAGAUAUAGAUUAUGAUAUUGUAAGUUAGAUUUUAAUUGGAGAUUUUAUAAAUUCUUUUAAUGAAUUAUUAGUUUACAAGAGAUUUGACCUUGAGAUUUUGAGUUUAAGUCAUAUUGGACAUAGAAUUAUUUUGAAAUAUAUGGUUUAAGCAAAUGCAUUGUCUUAAGUUGACAGUCAAAAACAAAGCAUGCCCAGAAGCAUCCAUAUGUGAGAGUUACAUAAUGUCUGAGCUUAGCCAUGAAGAAGGAUUAGCACCAUAUUAUCAUGACGAUGAUCCUCCUAUUCCUCACCCAAUAAAUAUUUAUGAGAUAAGUUAUGAACCUAUGCAGCAUUAUGAUGGAACACUUGUUGAAGUACAUGAAGAAGUUGAUGAUAGGGAAAAGAUUGGAAAAGAGGAUGAUGAGGGGGAGUGGGAAGAUUUUGAAACAUCUGAUGAAGAAAACAUAGAAGCUUUUAUUUCUAAAAAUGACUGUAGCGAUGAGUAGGCAAAUUUGUUGUCAAAACUAGUUGUUAUUAAAUUAAGUUUAUAUUU